UUAACUAGGGCUUUAGUUUUUAUUUCACUCCCCCACUUCACUGGUUUCAACCUAUCAAUCCAGACGCGUGUCUGGUGCAACGCUCGGGUUUAUGGCAAAAUCAUCUCAGGCAUUUGCUUAACCUUCUCCAGAAAGGCAUUUUCAGGGGUUCACAGUGAGACGGUGCACAGGUUGGCACAGAGUUAGUAGGGGCAGUUUUGUUUCGAUUUGCGGGCAAAUCUCUAAGAUCUCUCCGUUUAACUUUCGCCCGCAAUUCCCAAAGCCGCUAAAGCCGUUUCCGGCGCUCUACCCCGCCGCAGGCCGAGGCUGGCGCAGAGAGACAGGAAGCGCCGGCUCUGGGCGUCUGGGUCCUCGCCUUCUCGGCCGCAGCCCCGCGGCGGCGCGCUCGCGGUGCAUUGUGGGCGCUGUAGUCCGGCCGGAACCUGUUUGCGACCCCGAGUCCCAUGACACCGCUUCUCCUCACACCCCAGCCCGCAGUGCCCCUCCCCAGCCUCGGCCGGGCCUCCCGGGAGCCGGGCGUGGCGUUCCAGCUAGUGAGCCGUUUCUCCCCUGGGCUCGGAGGCGGAAGCUUGAGGGGCGCGGGGAGGAGCUUCGCGUGCGGGGUGAACGCUCGCUCUACGUGCUCGUUCUCUUCGCGACCGCUGCGCGCGAGCCCCGUGUCCCCACGGCGGGCAGCAGCGGCGGCGGCGGCGGCGGCUGAACGCGGAGGGGGCGGAGGGAGCGGAGGGAGCCCGCGGCGGCGGCAGCAGCUACAGCGAAAUGGCGGAGACCGUGGCUGACACCAGGCGGCUGAUCACCAAGCCGCAGAACCUGAAUGACGCCUACGGACCCCCCAGCAACUUCCUCGAGAUCGAUGUGAGCAACCCGCAGACGGUGGGGGUCGGCCGGGGCCGCUUCACCACUUACGAAAUCAGGGUCAAGACAAAUCUUCCUAUUUUCAAGCUGAAAGAAUCUACUGUUAGAAGAAGAUACAGUGACUUUGAAUGGCUGCGAAGUGAAUUAGAAAGAGAGAGCAAGGUCGUAGUUCCCCCGCUCCCUGGGAAAGCGUUUUUGCGUCAGCUUCCUUUUAGAGGAGAUGAUGGAAUAUUUGAUGACAAUUUUAUUGAGGAAAGAAAACAAGGGCUGGAGCAGUUUAUAAACAAGGUCGCUGGUCAUCCUCUGGCACAGAACGAACGUUGUCUUCACAUGUUUUUACAAGAUGAAAUAAUAGAUAAAAGCUAUACUCCAUCUAAAAUAAGACAUGCCUGAAAUUUGGCAAGAAGGGGCAAAAACGUGACUAUUAAUGAUUGAUAAGCACCAGUGAAGAAGUUCUAACUUUUAGCAUGCUGCACAGAAACUGGUAUAACAUGCCUUCAGUAUACUAACACUCAUAUGCUCAGUUUUGUUUUGUUUUGGCAGUUGACAAGAAGUUAAUUUGCUUUAGUAAAAAUCCCUCAUUCCAGCCUUUCUAUAUAAAUAGCUCUUUCUUGCUGUUUUAAUGUGGUGCACACUAUAGCCUCACAAACCUGUUAUUCCAAUGUAAUCUGCAGUGUCGUAACUAAAGUUACUGGCUUGGUCUUAUUUGCACAGUUUUUGCGUCUUGUUUGCUUCUUGCAUCUGAUUAACUAGAAUAUUUCUCUUUCCCCCUUUUAAUGUGUGAUGUCACUUGACCCCAUUUAUGUGUAGGAGCACUACACCAUUGGUUUCCAAUACUGCACACAUAAGAUACAUACUUGUGUGCAGAAAGUAUCUUCCUCCAGGCUUGUAAUACCCUUCACAUGGAAGAUUAAUGAGGGAAAUCUUUAUAUUCUGUAUAAAAACAAAAGCAAAUUUAUAUACUAAAAUCAUUUGUCUAAAAAUUUAAGUUGUUUUCAAAUAAAAAUUAAAAUGCAUUUCUGAUAUGCA
Pan troglodytes (chimpanzee) is the source of this 1884-nucleotide messenger RNA. RefSeq names its product sorting nexin 3 (gene SNX3). The record is from RefSeq and is a predicted model, not a curated record. Gene Ontology annotation, molecular function: phosphatidylinositol-3-phosphate binding. The transcript is spliced from 4 exons. The coding region runs from base 760 to 1248 and encodes 162 amino acids. Gene Ontology annotation, cellular component: early endosome membrane; retromer complex. Lineage: Eukaryota; Metazoa; Chordata; Mammalia; Primates; Hominidae. Gene Ontology annotation, biological process: late endosome to Golgi transport; endocytic recycling.